GACUGCCGUGAAGCUGAUCGGAGGUAAAUUCGCUGGUGCCGCUGCCGGUUGCGUGGAGGAAGCUGCUCAUUCCUGCAAAAGUGAGAUAAAACACCUCAAGAAGUUCUUCAAGUGCGCUGGCAACUUCUUUAAGGAGAACAAAGGAAGGUGCUUGAUCGACUAGACACUUUUUGCUGUAUUCGAUUAAUUUGUUAAGGUGCAAAAUAAAAGGCAGAUUUUAGAGAGAGCUUUUUCAAUCGAUCAUUUUCAUCCAGUGCCUCGUAUCUCCCCGACCAAGUUUAAAAUGUUUCAUAGCGAUCCUCGACAUAUAACCGCCACAUGGCAAUGAAAGAUCGUUACCGCGAUGCUCGCGAACAAUAACCAUAUUCUCCAGCUCGUUGUUGGGCCGGAGUGAAAAUAACAUAGAUGAACCGUUUGGCGAAUGCGAGUCACGCGAUUCAUCAUCAACUCGAAAUUCACGCUCAUUACACCUGCGGCACUAUAGAGCAGCAGCGCGACGCUCGACAUUAUCGAUGGCUAUUAAUGUCCGAGCUAUGCAUUGCGCGCAGUUUUCGCGAGUGAGAGGUAUCGAGCGGUUGUCCGAAUCGCGGAUUAAAUGGAGUAAGCUUUUCGCUUCUUGUAUUUUCCCAAUGUGUUGUGCAAGUGUCGAAAACUUAGUCUCCGGUUAACAAGGAUGCAGAGGAAUCUUUUAGCUGUUGCAAUCUGGAUUAGUAUUGUAGCAGAUCAAUCUGCAGGAUUCAAUUUUGAUUACUCUCAGACAGGUCAGCACUACUGGGUGAAGGAGUAUCCCCAGUGCGCCGGUUUCUGGCAGUCUCCAGUAAUCAUAGCGGCAAGCCGAUCGGUAACCUUGCCUCUGCCCGCCUUGGAGAUGAUCGGCUACCACGAUUUUCUCAGUCUUCCGCUUAUCUUCAAAAAUAACGGACAUACCGGUAGGUCGUUUCUUUAUAAACUUAACUAUACUGGUUUUACUAUAUCAUUUUCGCGCCUAAUUUCAGUCUCCGUGAGGGUCAAGCACGAAUUCACGCACAGGCGAUUUCCGUACAUCUUCGGCGCCCUGUUGAAGGAGAACGAGGAGUACGAGCUCGAGAGCUUUCACUUCCACUGGGGACUGAAAAACAGCAGGGGCUCCGAGCACGUGUUGCAUGGAACUCGAUACCCCAUGGAGAUGCAUCUGAUCCACCGGAACACCAAGUACCCGAAUCUGGAGAACGCGCUUCGGCACGAGGACGGUCUAACUGUUCUGGGGGUGUUUUUCCACCUGGAAGAGGACGACAACAACAUGCUGAGGCCGUUGAUAAGCCAUCUGCCGGAAAUCAAGUGGGCCAACAGCGAGACCCAGCUGAAUCAAUCUCUCGUUUUGGCGACGCUUCUACCCGACGAUCUUCAGACCUACUAUACGUACAGAGGCUCGCUCACCACCCCGCCCUGUAACGAGGUCGUCACCUGGAUCGUCUUCGCCUCCUCCGUACCCAUAUCCUACAAACAGAUGAGCAAGUUUAGAUUGCUGUCGAACGGCAAAAGCGUGCUGGCCGACAAUUACAGAGGCAUACAGGAGCUUGGCAAUCGGAAAAUCUACGUCCGCAGAAUGCAUCCGUACUUCUUGAGUAAAAACCAAAUAGACGACCUGGAUCUGUCUACUCUCAAGUGGUACUGGACGUGAAUCGAUGAACAGCAUAUAAGCGUUUUUUUUUUUUUUUUUUUAAGUAUAUAUAUAUAUAAACUCUAUUUAUUGUGUACGAUAAGAUCCUAAUAAAAAAAUUCACACCAA
This is a messenger RNA of Nasonia vitripennis (jewel wasp), 1768 nucleotides long. Its product is annotated as carbonic anhydrase 1. The transcript has 7 exons. Gene Ontology annotation, cellular component: cytoplasm. Gene Ontology annotation, molecular function: carbonate dehydratase activity; zinc ion binding. Bases 674 to 1660 code for a protein of 328 amino acids. The record is from RefSeq and is a predicted model, not a curated record. NCBI's taxonomy places the organism in Eukaryota, Metazoa, Arthropoda, Insecta, Hymenoptera, Pteromalidae.